AUGAAGCCGCCCGACUGUCACCUCACAUCCACAGCGCCUCAGAGCCACGAGGAGCCCCAGUGGUUCUGGCCCGUGGUGGUUCUGGCCCUGGUGGUUGUGGCCCCGGUGGUUCUGACCCUGGCAGUUCUGGCCCCGGCAGUUCUGGCCCCGGUGGUUCUGGCCCCGGUGGUUCUGGCCCCGGUUGUUGUGGCCCCAAUAGUUCUGGCACCGGUGGUUGUGGCCCCGGUGGUUGUGGCCCCGGUAGUUCUGGCACCGGUGGUUGUGACCCCGGUGGUUCUGGCCCCGGCAGUUCUGGCCCCGGUGGUUGUGGCCCCGGUGGUUGUGGCCCCGGUAGGUCUGGCACCGGUGGUUGUGGCCCCGGUGGUUGUGACCCCGGUGGUUCUGGCCCCGGUGGUUCUGGCCCCGGUGGUUCUGGCCCCGGCGGUUCUGGCCCUGGCGGUUCUGGCCCCCGGCGGUUUUGGCCCUGGCGGUUCUGGCCCUGGCGGUUCUGGCCCGUGGUGGUUCUGGCCCGUGGUGGUUGUGACCCCGGCGGUUCUGGCCCGUGGUGGUUGUGACCCCGGCGGUUCUGGCCCGUGGUGGUUGUGA
This is a messenger RNA of Knipowitschia caucasica, 585 nucleotides long. NCBI's taxonomy places the organism in Eukaryota, Metazoa, Chordata, Actinopteri, Gobiiformes, Gobiidae. The record is from the annotation of a GenBank genome assembly.